CGCAUCAACCCACGUUUGCUUCAAGGCUACGCUACGCUUCGCAUCUUCACGAAAUUCAUUAGUUAGCUCAUGGGCCCAAUCAAACGACUGCUAGCACAUCCAGAAGAGCCAUGAACAACCCCGCCUUACCCGUAUAUGCUUCCCAGAACCCAGGUCCAUACGCUUUCAGCAAUCCUCAGCCCAAUGUCGGCUACGCCAUCCCUCCCGGAACUCCCUUUGACCAUGCCCAGACUCCAUUUCAGCCGGGCAUGAUCCCAAACCAGAUGCAGCGGCCCUUAUCCCACCCUCAUCAAGCGCAGCAGCCUCUCUCUCAUCAUCUCUAUCAACAACAUCUCGGCCAGAUCAGUACGGCGUCGCGGCCGGAGAGCCGAUCAAGCUAUAGCCCACAGUCCAUAGGGAAUCCCUCCAAUGGGCAAACUGCAGUGCCCGUCCCUGUAACCCAAGGACCCAAUCCAGCGUCGACUCCUACCCAGUUACAGACUGUAACCACUUCUGCUCAGUCUUUACCGCCUACAUCUGCAAUGCCGCCGCUGGACAUGAAUAUGGCAUCAAAUAUGGCACUUCAAGGGCAAUCGAGUUCCACGUUGGCUCAUCAGGCCCAGAUACACAAUGCGACACAAGUGGCGCGUCCCGCUCCCCAGCACCAGCAGCAGCAGCAGCCGCAACAGCAACUGCAACAAACAACAACAACAACAAGCGCUGGUUCGGCGGUCUCAGCACAGUCUGCUGCGAGGGAGCGGGCACGAGUUACGGUGCUAUUGGAGAUCAAUACCCAUUUGCUGCAAGAGGUUGUAACAUUACAGGCGCAGGGAAAGGCGGGAACUACACCGACUCAAGGACAACAGUCGCCUACUUCGCCCACCUCAGCGACAGAUCCGACCAACGCCAUUACCAACAGCCCAGGAGAGCCGCCAAAAUCGGCGGGGGGAACACCUCAGUCGAAGCCACCAUCACAAGAGUAUGCAGAGUGCAUGCGACGUUUGCAGGCCAACCUAUCCUACUUAGCCGCGAUUGCGGAUGCCAAAAAGAAGGUCAAUGGAGCCCUACCCUUGGGUCCAGCAAUAAUGAUUCCUCCGCCUCACUUGCCCCAAGUCAAUGAGCUAUAUAAAAAACUGAAUGCCCUUUUUCCGGAAGCAAGUCAUUCGGCGAUCAACAAAGCAAUAGCGCAAGCGGCCGCGCAAAGUCAGAACGCAGGUCCGAAACCGCAAGCGCCCUUUACUUCUGCGCAAGGUUGAAUGGGCGUAGUUCAACGCAGACGAUACUAGCUAACGUCUCAGGUGACGUUCGACGAAGGUGCUUCCGCCCUAAAACCGCUUGCCUAACGGAUCUCCCGUCCACGUACACGUUUCUGAAAGAACAACUGUCGAGUAGAUCUUGCCGACUGCGUCUCACGGAUAACAGUUUGGUCCUCGGAAAACUGGAUAAAAUGGGAGAACGGUGGUGGCCUGGCGGUCGCACCACAGUGUUGUCAAACUGGAUACAUUCGAGGGUUUGACCACCAUGUUGCACCAUCCAUCAACAUUCCAAUACUCAGCUGCCUGUCGAAGACAUAUUGAGGUCUCAGCGACACUUCAGCAGAUUGAUCGCAGCAGCACCUGAGGAAUCUCUCGGUCUAUACCAGAAGAAAAUCCUUGUGGCGUUGAGGACAUGCAGAGGAUGGGCGAGGAAUACGUCGCUAUGUAGAUUAUACGAGGUCGAGAUGUAGGACCAUUUACUGAUUGAAUCUAGUAUUAUGAUUUUGGAAGUUCGGUCAUAGCCAUAGGGCCUAGAUUCGUUUCGACUCCUUGGAGUGCUGAAAUCUCGAGGAUGUUAAUGAUGACGAUGCACAAUCUGUUAUUAGUUACUCUUCUCGGUACAUCUAAACCUGGCGAGCCGGCGAGCGAACUUCAGACACAAAGGGCACAGUUUGACAGAGAAUAGAGGCACUCUCUCCGACAUGGCUAGAGUGCUCAACAACGACGAGGUGGCCGC
Cladophialophora immunda is the source of this 1971-nucleotide messenger RNA. RefSeq lists its product as uncharacterized. Lineage: Eukaryota; Fungi; Ascomycota; Eurotiomycetes; Chaetothyriales; Herpotrichiellaceae. The coding region runs from base 111 to 1235 and encodes 374 amino acids. The record is from RefSeq and is a predicted model, not a curated record. The transcript is spliced from 2 exons.